CAACUAACUUAGGAGUUCUCCUUUUUGGUCGACUGACAGAAAGCCAUCACCAUUCUAUUCCCAAUCGUGAUGUAACAACUUGGAGUCUUACGCAACACAGUCCCUGGUAAUCAGCAUGGGUCGCGUCGAAAAGAAUCGCACACGAUCCUCUCGCUCGCGUCCUGUUUCGUGCCAGUCCUGCCGAUCGCGCAAGUUAAGGUGCAGCCGACAGUUUCCUUGUGCCAAUUGCACCAGUCGCGGGAUUUCUUGCCAAAUAGAAGGGCCUUCAACUCUAUCCGUCAGCAGUAUAGACGAAGCUGCCGACCCCCCUUCCGAACCAUUCCAGGAGAAUGUAUUGGCUCGUUUGCGCAGGCUCGAGAGUAUUGUGAUAGGACAGGGUGGACAUCCCCGUACUCCCCCGCCUCAGACAGGUUCGCGGCCAGGACCUCCCCGACCUCGAGGCAAAGGCGACUUGACUGCAUCAUUGACAGGAAGGUCUUCUGUCGUUGAUGUGGACUGGCUUGAAUCCCAGAUAUCACAUCCAGGCUCCGCCGUAGGGCUAUGCGUUGCGGAGUAUGAGUUCAAAACAUGCGCCAUCAGAGACGCCAUAUCCUCACCAUCCACGAGGAACACCAGCCCUUUGGAGAAAAACUCAACAAGAUAUAUCUGGCUUCCACUCUAUGAGGAGUCGAAGCAGAUAGUUGAAAAGUAUCUUACUGAGAUCACUUAUCACCAUCAUGUUGUCCACAUUCCCUCCGUCCGCGCGCUUGUGGAUGAUCUAUAUCGGGAUCUGAGCAUGAAAAAACCCAUAAAACUGGGACAAAUGUCCUUGCUCCUGGCGAUGCUGGCUAGUACUGCAUUCUUCUGGACAGAGCGGGAUAUGGACAAGUCAGUAUUCUCCUCUCUCGCAGAGGCAGACGUACAAUCCAAGACUUGGAUGAAUAUUACUCUUGAAAUCCUGGAAUACUCCCGCUUUACGAAUUCGGAGUCUCUUGAGGAUAUCCAAGCACUGAUAAUUAUUAGCUUCUUGGUCUGUAACAUUGUGGGAAUCACCUCGCAGGCUCGAUAUCUUUUCGGUACAGCCACUUCAAUGGCAUGGCAGCUGUCUCUGCACCGAAUAGAUCAUCCAAAUAAUGCAGAGCUCGAUCUUCCCCCGUCAGAUUCGGUGCGUGCGGAAAUAUCCAGAAGAGUAUGGUGGUAUCUAGUCUCAACAGACUGGCAAAUAUCCCAAGUCGCAGGUCUACAGAAGGGCACCUACAUGAUCAAUCCUCGCCAAAUGGCUACCGCCAAACCUGCCAAUGCAAACGAUGAAGAUCUGUUCGAUGGCAUGACCGAUGUCAGUAAACCUUUUGAUCAACCAACAUCUAUGUCAUACUGUCUCCACCGGAUCCGACUAGGGGAGAUCUGUCGAGAAAUCAGUGACAGUAUCCCCUUUCUAGAAAUCGGGCCCGGGGAUCCAGAUUAUCGACAGAUAAAAAAGAUCGAUAAAAGAAUCUGCGAAUGCGCCCAGGCGAUGCCGCCAUUCUUCUCCCUGGAUUAUAAACCGUACCAACUUCCGGAUACCGACCCGCGCAAAUCUCCCGGGAUAGUCAUUCAACGAUACAUUGCCAACACCUUACUCUAUACGCAACGUGUCAGGUUACACUUGCCAUACUUGUCUCGGGCAUCAUCAGAGCCCAUGUAUCGUUACUCCAGAGACGCAUGUCUCGAGGCGGCACGCAUGGUUAUCCGCACAGAAGAACAACUUUCCUCAGAGAAGUUUCCUUUCGUUCUAGUACGACUUAAAUUCUCCGCCGUCAUCCACUGCGUGUGCAUGGCCAUCAUUGUUCUCUUGAUGGAUCUUUGUCUGAAUAAGACCCUCUGGACAGAGGACGACAGAGAGCGCCGAACUGAGAUCUUCAAUGCAUUUGGCAUUCUAGAAGAAGCCAAGGACCAGUCACCAUUUGCAGGAAGACUCCUCGAGUCUUUUUACUCUAUUCUUCGACGAAACAAGGCAAACACCGACAGAAGUUCAGAAACCCAAUCGAGCAAUGUUAUUCGACAGUCUCACGCAGAACCCUCCACGUCGCAGAUUGCUUUAACUGAGACUGACAUGGAGAGCACGUCCAUGGAGCCGAACGUGCCCUUUUUCGAUGAUUUCUGGCAAACAUUUGAUACGAGCGUGGACCCGUCUAAUCUUUUUGAUUGGGAUACUCUAUUGUCGGAGCUGGAUAACCCGUCCUUGUCGAUUUAAUCAGCUACUAGAGGCUGACGUUAUGAUUUCCGGCGCGAAUUGCUGCUCAUCCGGUCCCGAGAAAAAAGUGUAAAAUCAACCUGUAUGUAUCUAUGAGGUCAUCUCGUCAUU
Messenger RNA from Paecilomyces variotii, 2323 nucleotides. RefSeq lists its product as hypothetical. NCBI's taxonomy places the organism in Eukaryota, Fungi, Ascomycota, Eurotiomycetes, Eurotiales, Thermoascaceae. The record is from RefSeq and is a predicted model, not a curated record. Gene Ontology annotation, biological process: DNA-templated transcription; regulation of DNA-templated transcription. Bases 116 to 2212 code for a protein of 698 amino acids. The transcript has 4 exons. Gene Ontology annotation, molecular function: zinc ion binding; DNA binding; DNA-binding transcription factor activity, RNA polymerase II-specific.